AUGGAACUAAUGAGUCCGCUACUGUUGUAUGCAUUUCUAACACUUGUGCCGCAAGCGCGAGGAAAAAGUAAAAUGGGAUAUUCGUAUUAUGAUACAGCCAAUGAUACGGUAACAAAAAAGCGGGCUGUGUUCACGGAUCCAUCUUGCAAAAGCUGCGUUAAUUGUAUGGAACGAGUUGUAAAAGCUCACAAAGUGCAUCGCCUGUCAAAAAUUAGGGACGAUGAUAUUUACCAGCUUUUGACAAAGAAAGAUAACAAAAUAAAACAGAAAAGAAGCGUUAAUUUUGAAACAAAAGGCGAGAAGAAAUCGAAGAAAACUAAAGCAAAAAAGUCAGUAUCAGUAAUAAAAUAUAACGAGAAUGGUGAAAUAUACGCGCUGAAGGUGAAAGAAACAAACAAUCAAUUAAUAUCAGAACCGAACGUAACACGAGCUAUUUCUACGACGUGCCAAGUUUACAGCAUACAAAAAUCUUUACCCUGCGAAUCGCCCGAAGCUGAUUUAAUUCUGACGGCUUCGAAAAGAAAAACAAACAAGAAGAAUAAAAAGGUACAAGGAAAAAGGGAAACGAAUGUGCCCACUGAAGAAGCGGUGAUUGCGUCGAUGUUUAGAAAGAGGCACGUCGAUAACUCGGAACUACAGGAGCAUUAUAUGACUUCGCUCGAAGAGAUGUAUUGA
Pieris macdunnoughi is the source of this 675-nucleotide messenger RNA. NCBI's taxonomy places the organism in Eukaryota, Metazoa, Arthropoda, Insecta, Lepidoptera, Pieridae. The record is from the annotation of a GenBank genome assembly.